Molecule: messenger RNA, 2503 nt
Organism: Eptesicus fuscus (big brown bat)
Lineage: Eukaryota; Metazoa; Chordata; Mammalia; Chiroptera; Vespertilionidae
Gene: DERPC
Product: DERPC proline and glycine rich nuclear protein
Exons: 1
Coding region: 1-1668 (555 amino acids)
Source: RefSeq, a predicted model, not a curated record
AUGAAAGAACCCCGGAUUUUCCCUAGAGAGCGGCCAACUCCUUGGACUCGUGCUCCACUGCCACCUCGAGGACGGUUGGACAGUUCCCUGGGACCACAGGGGGGUCAGGGUCCUGUUCUAAACACUGGCCACCCACUGGGCAUGGCCUCAGAUUCCUUCCUUAUGGCAACUGGUUCUCUUGGUGGAAAUCUGGCCCCGUUUCCAAGGAACCCUUCUUCUUUUCCAACUUCAUCAGGCUCAUUGGCUUCAAAUCCAGCACCUUUCCCUGCUGGUGCUCGUGACUCAGGCAUGGCUUCUUUUCCAAGGGGAAUGAAUCCCACUGCCGCAGGUUCCGUUACUUUCUCAAGGCCAGGUGGCCUCUUGGGCCCAGGGCCAGGGCCAGCUCUAAACUCUAGAGCAGGGGCUCUUCCAGGCCCAGGGCCUAUGUCUAACCCAAGGUUAGGGGGUCUCCCAGGGCCAGGUCCUAUGCCCAACUCAAGGGCAGGUGGUCUCCUGGGAACAGGACCUGACUCCAGAAGUGGGGGCCCCAUGGGCCCUGGAUCUGGACCCAAUCUGAGAACGGGUGUCCUCUUGACUCCUGGGAAUGGCCCUCCCAAUACUAGGUCCAUUGGCCUGGGCCCUGGACCAAGUCCCAAUCUGAGAUCGGGCUUCAUAGGUACAAACCCUGCCCCAAGGUCAGGUAUGUUUCAAGGCCCCGGCCUUGGGCCCAACCCAAGAGCAAGUGGUCUAGGCCCAGGCCUUGGGCCCAACCCCAGAGCAAGUGGUCUAGGCCCAGGCCUUGGGCCCAACCCAAGGGCUGGUGGCCUGGGCCCAAGCCCUAACAUGGACACCAGAGCAGGUGGCCUCUUGGGCACAGGAUCUGGUCUUAACUUAAGAAUGGCUGGACCUCAAAACCUAGAUCUUGCCCCCAUUCUAAGAGCAGCAGGUCUUUUAGGAGCAAAUUCCGCUUCUUUCUCACAGGCUUCUGGAAACAUGGGCACAAGCCCAUCUUCCAUGGCAAGAGUACCUGGCCCCAUGGGCCCAAACUUGGGUUCUGGCUCUCGGGGAAUUGGCCUUCCAGGGCCAAAUCCAUCUCCCAUGUCGAGGGCUCCUGGCCCCAUAGGCCCUAAUUCAGCUCAUUUUUCAAGGCCAGCUGGCCCCAUGGGGGUAAAUGCUAAUCCCUUUCCAAGGGGGACAGGUUCAGGGGCACUGAACUCAGCUGGCUUCUCUCAGUCUUCUGGAACAUUGGCUUCAAACCCACCUAACUUUCAGAGGUCUGCUGGCUUCCAGGGUUCAAAUCCAGCAAUUUUCCCAAGAGCCUCUGGGCCGCUAGGACCCAACCCAGCUAAUUUCCCAAGAGCCCCUGGCUUACAGGGUCCAAGUCCAACUACCUUCCCAAGGUCUACUGGCCCACUAGGCCCUGGUCAGGUUCCUUUCCCCAGGUCAGCUUCUGGGCCUCUGGGCUCUUCUCCAGCAGGCUCUGUGGGUAUCAACCCAGCUCCUUUUGCAAGGCCAACUGGGACCCUGGGUCUAAACCCAGCUUCCUUUCCAAGGAUGAAUGGUCCUGUAAUGAAGACUGUGGUCCCAUUUCCUAGAGUGGGUAGUCUCCCUGGCACAAACCCAGCUGCUUUCCCCAGACCAGGGGGUCCAAUGGCUGCAAUGUACCCAAAUGGAAUGUUACCCCCUUAAACAGCAUUUUCUCUCUAGGACCACCUUGGUUUCCAGGCAUCGUGGUUCUGGGCAGAGGCUGUGUUUUAGGUAAAAGGGUAGUCAUGGAGCUACAGUCUGAAGUAUAUAGCUGGGGCUCAAGUUCAAAUGAGUCAUCUUCUUUCAAACUCCGCUUCUUUCUUGAUUAAAGGUGAAAUGUUAUUUGUGGGACAUGGACUGUGGCAGGUGGAAAUGAUCCCAGCCUUGAGAGAAAGGAUCUCCAGCCUUCCAGAAGCCUGCUGUGCUUUUGUCCCACAGCUUUCUGCCCCUUGUUUCUUGCUAGUUUCUUGAAUUGUUCUUGUGGACUUUUCCUCAGGGAUACAGUGACCUGUAGGUCCCAAUUCAUAUGUAGUUCCCUGCUCACCACUGGAGAAUCAGCUCACUGCUCUAGAAAUGUUGCAUUGGUGAACGGACCAUGCUUCAGCAGCUCUGACCUGGGCAGCUUGGACCUGUCCUCUACUGCCAUACCUUUCCCUGGGGGCUUGACACAGAACAGGGAGGUGGGCAGCCAUUUUACAGACCCACCAACUACAAUUUCCACUUGACUGGCAGGUCUUGGAGUUUCCUUCUCUGGGACUUAGAGAAGGCCAGAAUCAAGGCUCCACUGUUCAUCCAACUCCCUCUCCACUGGUACUCCCAAUCAAAGAACCUCAAAAUUUAAACUGAUGUGGAUGGGAUAGGGGGAGGAGGGUGGGAGGGGUGGGGGUUGAAGGGAAGAAAUCACUGUGCUUUGUUCAACCUGAUGUGAAAGGAUGGUUGGUGUUUUUCCUGCGUUGUAUCUUUUCUUACUGUUUCUUUAAUAAAUGGGAUGAGAGGG